ACAAGGGCACAGAAUUCGUCGUAAAGGGAAUUUGACUUACUUCAAGCACACUAUGAAGUCUUGCUAUGAAGUCCUGGUUCUGUGCUGGUUUGCGUCGUGCUUGAGCUCUUCUACGACAAGCCGAUGCUCAUGAAUAUUCAAAUCAAUAUUCUAUGCAAAUGUAGUUUUAUAUUUACGUUCACCAAGCUUCUUAGCGAAUCUCGUUUUCACCCGGCAUGGCUUUUAUUUACUCAUACAAGCGGACAAGACUCUCAGCAGCAAUCCAAAUUCUACUUGGAUUUUUAUUCACUGUGUUUGGAAUCGCGGACAGAUUUGAGAUAACCAAGCAUCGAAGCAGCUUCCCUGCGUUGUAUUUGCUUGCUGUAUGGAUUGGUUGUAUGAUAAUAAUCGUUGGUAUAAUUGGAGUUGGUGCAAGUCUUUCUGAAAACCACCCAAACAAGUCUUUGGUUGUCGCAUACCUCGUCUCUUCUAUUCUAUCCACACUCUUGGCUAUGUCUCUCACAGCAUGCUAUGGUGCUAGUCUCUACAUCAUCGACAAACAAGAAGGAAACUGCAAAGGUUUAAAGGAUGGAGCAUCUAGUUACAUACAAAGGUCAUAUGGGCAGGUAUCUCAUGAAGCCCAGUGCAAAAUACGAGUCAAGUUAGCAAUUAUUAUGAUAGUUUUUGGUGUGGCUGAGGUGUUAGGUGCCGUCUGGUCUAUCGGUUGUUGUUGCACUAUGUUCACUAAAAAUUCUCGACAUCAAUAUGAACUGCCCGAUGAAACUCGAUUGGAAACUAUUGAUGACACACCACUGGAUGACGAUGAACAAACCACAUCAACAGCCCAAUGUACAGCAGCCUCAUAACAACGAAUCUCAAUAUUUUAGGUGUAUAUAUAUAAUUUGAAAAGAACUUUUCAUAAUAUUUAAUCAAUCUUUUUGAAUAAUGAUAAAAAAGUCGAUUGUGUUUUGAUACGUCAGAAUAUACUAAUGACCUUAAUUUUAAUUGGAGCGCAAUUUUCUCCCGUUCCAUACCUGGCAAAUUAACUCUCUUGUGUAAAAAUACACAAGAAUAAAAUAAAAAAAUAAGUGGAUUUA
This is a messenger RNA of Actinia tenebrosa (Australian red waratah sea anemone), 1076 nucleotides long. RefSeq lists its product as uncharacterized. The record is from RefSeq and is a predicted model, not a curated record. Lineage: Eukaryota; Metazoa; Cnidaria; Anthozoa; Actiniaria; Actiniidae. Gene Ontology annotation, cellular component: membrane.